This is a messenger RNA of Aspergillus viridinutans, 7257 nucleotides long. It is a transcript of the gene ags1, whose product is annotated as alpha-1,3-glucan synthase Ags1. Lineage: Eukaryota; Fungi; Ascomycota; Eurotiomycetes; Eurotiales; Aspergillaceae. The record is from RefSeq and is a predicted model, not a curated record. The transcript has 5 exons. Gene Ontology annotation, biological process: fungal-type cell wall (1->3)-alpha-glucan biosynthetic process. Gene Ontology annotation, molecular function: alpha-1,3-glucan synthase activity. Gene Ontology annotation, cellular component: fungal-type cell wall. The coding region runs from base 1 to 7257 and encodes 2418 amino acids.
AUGAAGUGGGGAUGGACCGGGGCGUUGCUGGCCUGGUUUGUGACAACCGCAUCAUGCUGGCCGUACGACGAGAACCUGGUCAAAUACAACCUCAAUGAGAAUAAAACCGCCACAAACCCGGCGGAGUACUGGGGAGAAUGGCCGGACCAUAAGGGCAAAUACUUCCCCUCCCCGGAGAACUGGCGGUUUCCCUUUUAUACCCUGUUUUUGGAUCGAUUCGUGAACGGUGACCCGGAGAACGAUAAUAUCAACGGGACCCAGUUCGAGCAUGAUAUCAGCUCCAACCAGAUGCGUCAUGGUGGUGAUGUCGCGGGUUUGGUCGCUACUUUGGACUAUUUACAGGGAAUGGGGAUCAAAGGCAUCUAUCUGGCUGGAACGGCCCUCAUGAACCAGCCUUGGGGCGCGGAUGGUUACUCUGCAUUGGAUACAACGCUUUUGGAUCAGCAUUUUGGUGACAUUGCAACCUGGCGCAAUGCGAUCACUGAGAUCCACAAUCGGGGGAUGUAUGUGGUAUUCGAUAACACUAUUGCUACCCUCGGUGAUCUCAUCGGCUUCGAAGGCUACCUCAACACCACCACCCCAUUCUCGGUCAAGGAGCACAAGGCGUUGUGGAAAACCGAUCGCCGCUACGUAGACUUUGACAUCGGCAACGACUACAACGCGACGUGCGAUUACCCCCGUUUCUGGUACGAAGACGGUCUUCCGCUUCCCGCGGACCAGGCCGAUCAGCUGGUGGGCUGCUACAACAGCGAUUUCGAUCAGUACGGCGAUAUUGAAGCUUUCGGUGUGUUCCCGGAUUGGAAGCGUCAGCUGGCCAAGUUCGCGUCCGUGCAGGAUCGUCUGCGAGAAUGGGUUCCUAGCGUGCGAGAGCGGCUGAUCCGUCACUCCUGCAUAAUCAUCGCCUCCUUGGAUAUCGACGGUUUCCGGUACGAUAAAGCCACCCAGGCGACGGUCGAUGCGCUCGGCGAGAUGUCCAUGGCGUACCGGGAAUGUGCCCGCGCCGUGGGCAAGAACAACUUCUUCAUCUCCGGAGAAAUUACCGGUGGUGAUUACUUCGGUUCCAUCUACCUCGGACGAGGCAGGCAGAAAAACCAGUGGCUCUCUGAUUUCUCCCAGGGCCCUAAGAUGACGAAUGAGUCUGGUGCCCAAAAUUUCCUGCGUGAGGCCGGCCAUGAAGCCCUUGAUAGUGCUGCAUUCCACUAUUCCGUCUACCGAUCCCUUACCCGUUUCCUUGGGAUGGACGGUAAUCUCGCUGCGGGUUAUGAUGUCCCUCUGGAUUGGGUCAAGAUGUGGCAACAGAUGCUGCAGUCGAACGACUUCGUCAAUGCGAACACGGGCAAAUUCGACCCCCGCCACAUGUACGGUGCGACCAACCAGGAUGUCUUCCGGUGGCCAACUUUGCAGUUGGGUGUUGAGCGGCAGUUGUUGGGUAGUUAUAUCACGACAAUGCUCCUUCCCGGUAUCCCUCUAUUGCUCUGGGGUGAGGAGCAGGCCUUCUAUGUGCUUGAUGCCACCGCUACCAACUAUAUUUAUGGUCGUCAGGCCAUGUCCCCUGCAACCGCCUGGAGAGACCAUGGCUGCUUCAGUAUGGACUCCUCGCAGUACUACCAUUGGCCGAUUGAUUCUGGCCGGAAAGGUUGCCAAGAUGAAACAGUCGCCUAUGACCAUCGGGACCCUUCCCACCCUGUGCGCAAUAUCCUUAAGCAUAUGUAUCAGUUGCGUGAGCAAUAUCCCGUUCUCAAUGAUGGCUAUACCCUGAACAAAUUGUCCAACUCGACCACGCCAAUACACUACCCGGGUUCCAACGAAACUGCCACUGAGACGGGCAUGUGGUCUGUGAGUCGCGAGCCCGAUCUUGAUGCGAAGCAGGAUUUCGGCUCGGAUGCGAAGAACUCGCCUGUCUGGAUGGUCUACCAGAAUUACAACCAAACGAUCGAUUACAAGUUCAAUUGUACCGAUCCAGAGCAUGCUUUGAUCGCUCCCUACCCUGCCAACACCGUCGUCCAGAACUUGUUUUACCCCUUCGAUAACCUCACAUUGACCACCGGCCCGUCUCAACGAACUUUUGGAAAUGAAACAUUGUUUGAAGGUUGUUAUGGCAAUCUGACCCUCAAAGCAUUCGAGUUCCGGGCCUACGUACCGCAGAAGUGGCAUGUCAUGCCUCGCCCGAUGAUCACCGGCUUCGAACCUGGCCAUGACUAUCCCGUUCCUUCCACUGUGAAGCCUGACGCGUCUGAGAAUGUGCCCAUUAAGCUGUAUUUCUCCGAGCCGAUGGAUUGCGAUGGGAUCACCAAGUCUAUUUCCCUGACCUCCUCCACCGAGUCACUACAAAUUCCGUCCAUCGACUCCGGCUCCGUCUCUUGCCAGAUUCUUACCAACAUUACCACCAAGUGGACUGCUCAGAUCCCUAGCCGCUUCAUGUGGUCGGCAAAUUUGACCAAUGUCUACAACGGUAUCCACCAAAUCACUGUGAAGGAACCUAAGACUAGCAGCGGCAGCGCCUCCACCAACGCCACCGACCACUUCCUUUUCCGCAUCGGCCAGGUCGAUAAUCCGAUGGUCUUCACCAAGGCCAACUACUCGACUAGUUUGCUUCAUGAGUAUGAUAACGGGACUCUGUACAUCCAGCACCACGCCGCAGGCGCGGAUAAAUACCGCUACUCGACCAACUGGGGCACGACCUGGUCGAGCUGGACCAAGUACCAUGGCGGUAACGACACCAUUCAGGAAAUGGAGUGGCACGGCACCAAAGAACAGCAGUGGGAAGGCAAACACGUCCGCGUGGAAUAUUGGAGCGGCUUGACCGGUAGCAGCGACUACUACCAAGAAGGCGAUGUGGGCUGGAACCAUAAUGUGCCCCGUCGAUUCCCGCAUAUCCAUUUCAACGGUCCUUUUAACCAGUUUGGUUACGAUGGCGGCCUUCCCAACAAGCUCAAGCUAGACACCACCAGUGGACGAUGGAAGUACCACUUUACCUACGAGUGGCCCGCACGGGCACAGAUCAACGUUUGGGGGAUCAACCCGGAUGGUAGCCCGGACCAGAGCUGGGUUCUGGGCGACGUCGACGGUGACCACGUCCUGGACCGAAUGCCCCCAUCAUCUCUAUCGGCUACCAUGAUCAAUAUCACCGAUCCUCCGCCGUCACCUCAUCUCUCAUGGAUUAUCUCUAUCAACGACGCGACCAUGCGCUAUACGCUGGAAGGUGCCGGAGACCAAACAACGCAGAUGGCCAUGUACAUUCUCUUCUGGAUUGUGCCCCUGCUCACAGGCGUGGCUUGCGUGUACGUCUUCAUGAAAUCCUUCUACCAGGUCAAGUUCAACCAGGUCGGUGUCAGCGAGAAGCGCACGCUCAUUCCACUGGCCCUCCGGCGAAAGCUGAAGCGUGCUCGCAACGGCGAAGGCGAGGCAAUGAACCCCUUGAUGCGUCUGGCCAACAAGUCCGGUUUCCUUCAGAGCUCGACGGAUCUUGCGGCCGGCCCUGCAGCUUCCAAGCGCCGCAUGGUGCUCAUUGCCACCAUGGAAUAUGAUAUUGAGGACUGGGCCAUCAAGAUCAAGAUCGGUGGUCUCGGUGUUAUGGCUCAGUUGAUGGGAAAGACUCUCGGCCAUCAGGAUCUCAUCUGGGUCGUUCCUUGCGUCGGCGGAGUGGAUUACCCUGUUGACCGGCCAGCGGAACCCAUGGUCGUCACCAUCCUGGGCAAGCCAUAUGAGGUCCAGGUGCAGUACCACACUUUGCAAAAUAUCACCUACGUUUUGCUGGAUGCGCCGGUUUUCCGUCAGCAGACCAAGUCAGAACCCUACCCACCACGUAUGGAUGACCUCGACAGUGCCAUUUACUAUUCCGCGUGGAACCAGUGCAUUGCUCAGACGAUCAAUCGGUUCCCCAUUGACCUUUAUCAUAUCAACGAUUACCACGGAUCCCUGGCACCUCUCUACCUCCUGCCGCAAACAAUCCCCGCCUGUCUGUCUCUACACAACGCCGAGUUCCAGGGUCUCUGGCCCAUGCGGACCGAGAAGGAAAAGGAAGAGGUUUGCUCCGUCUUCAACCUAGAUAAAGAAAUCACCCGUCGAUACGUCCAAUUUGGUGAGGUUUUCAAUCUGCUCCACGCCGGUGCCAGUUAUCUGCGUGUCCACCAGCAAGGAUUCGGUGCUGUCGGUGUGUCCAAGAAAUACGGUAAACGGUCGUACGCUCGGUAUCCCAUCUUCUGGGGCCUCAAGAAGGUCGGCAACCUGCCCAACCCCGAUCCAUCGGAUGUUGGCGAGUGGAACAGGGAAAAGGCCCUCGUCAAGGGUGAGGACCCGCCUGUCGAUACGGAAUUCGAAGCUGGUCGCGCGGAGCUCAAACGCCAGGCUCAAGAAUGGGCUGGCCUGGAGCAGAACCCGGACGCUGAUCUUCUCGUGUUUGUUGGUCGAUGGUCCAUGCAGAAGGGUGUGGAUCUGAUUGCGGAUGUCAUGCCUGCUGUUCUUGAGGCUCAUCCUAACGUCCAGCUGGUCUGUGUCGGCCCUGUCAUCGAUCUGUACGGCAAGUUCGCUGCCCUGAAGCUGGAUCGUAUGAUGAAGGUCUAUCCCGGCCGCGUCUUCUCUCGUCCUCAGUUCACUGCUCUGCCCCCCUACAUCUUCUCUGGUGCUGAAUUCGCUCUCAUUCCCUCUCGUGACGAACCCUUCGGUCUGGUCGCCGUCGAAUUCGGCCGUAAGGGUGCUCUCGGUAUCGGUGCUCGCGUCGGUGGUCUCGGUCAGAUGCCUGGUUGGUGGUAUAACGUGGAGUCAAUGACCACUGCCCAUCUGCUCCAUCAGUUCAAGCUGGCGAUAGACGGUGCCUUGAACUCGAAGCCAGAAGUCCGUGCUAAGAUGCGUGCUCGUUCAGCCAAGCAGCGGUUCCCUGUCGCUCAAUGGAUUGAGGAUCUCGAGAUCCUGCAGUCUACAUCCAUCCGAAUCCAUAACAAGGAAGCCUCCAAGUCCAGCAAUCGUCCCGUGACCCCUACCGGUCCCAUGACACCUCGCGGACUGGGUGCUAUGAGCCCUAGCCUACCUGGUAGUGGAACUCAGACCCCUGUUGGCAUGCACUCUCGCGAAGCCAGCUACGUGAACCUGAGGCAAUUAGCAGAGAUUGGCCCACAGCAGCGCGACACCAUCAUUUCCUACAGCAACAACGCUGGCCGGGAGAUGACUGAGAAACCUGCUCCGGGAUUAAGUCGUAAACUGUCGCUUGGUGUCCGUUCCGGCCCUGGUCAUCUCAACCGUCCUGGUCGGCGUGGACAGCAGGACCUCGCUCCCCCUGAUCACAGAGAUGGCGGUGAUGUUUCCGAUAUCGAGGAGGAGAGUGACGAUGACUUCAUUGACCACUACUACGGUGAUGACGAAUAUACUCUCACGCCCGAGCAGGCCGAGGAAGGCCGACGACUCCAGAACAAUCCCCAGUCCCAAAGUGGACGUGCGACUCCAAGAGAACUUACGCGCUCCGUCCAAUUCCCCUCGAGCCCAUCCAUUCAUUCUGACAUGGGCCUUGCUCCCCCCACCCGGCCAUUCCUGGAAGCUGGCAGUCGUCUGAGCAGUGCCUCGGUGCUGUCCGUCGAUUCCAUCGUUGGUGACAAGAAGGACUUCAAGCUGCAAAAAGUGGAUCCUUUCUUCACGGAUAGCCAUGGCGACUACGCUCGCUUGUUCGAAAAGAGUCUGGACAGCUUGAACGGGGCCAACUCCGAGACGCAGCUCUGCAUUGAAGAGUUCCUGGUCAAGAGUGAAAAGGAAUUGUUCGACAAGUUCCGCGAUGCCAAGCUGGGUCGUCUGAACUCGCCCGCUCCAUCUGUCUUCCGUGGUAAGCGCGGUCCUUCGCCUGUGGAUUCCUACUACGGGGAUGAGGCCUCGUCGCGUAUGAGUCCGGAUGAUGAGCAGUCCCAGGAAGAUGACGAAUUUCUCCUAGGCAAGGACUACGUUCCUCCGACCGGUCUGCGCAAGUGGAUGCAGCUGCGCAUCGGAGACUGGCCAGUCUAUUCCCUCUUGUUGGGCCUGGGCCAGAUCAUCGCCGCCAAUUCGUACCAGAUCACCUUGCUGACCGGCGAGGUUGGUCAAACCGCGGAGAAGCUGUACGGAAUUGCGACCACCUACCUGAUUACCUCGAUUCUGUGGUGGUUCGUCUUCCGCUACUUCAAAUCCAUCGUCUGUCUCUCUGUCCCCUGGUUCUUCUACGGUGUGGCAUUCCUUCUCAUUGGCCUCGCCCAUUUCGAGCAUGAUGAGUUCACCCGGGGAUGGAUCCAGAACGUCGCCAGUGGCUUCUAUGCGGCCGCUUCCUCCAGCGGGUCGAUUUUCUUCGCCCUCAACUUUGGUGAUGAAAGCGGUGCGCCGGUCAAGGAAUGGGUCUUCCGUGCCUGUGUCAUCCAGGGCACGCAGCAAGCUUAUGUCAUUGCGCUGUGGUACUGGGGGUCAACGCUCACCAAGGCCUCGAGCCAGGGCCUCCUCACCUCCGAGAACAACAUCGCCAACACCUGGAAGAUGACCGCCAUCUGUGUCCCGAUUACCAUGUUCCUGUGGGGCGUUGGUCUUCUUAUGUUCUAUGGCCUUCCCAACUACUACCGCCAGAGCCCUGGCAAGGUUCCAUCCUUCUAUCGCUCGGUGUUCCGCCGCAAGAUUGUCCUCUGGAACUUUGCCGUCGUCAUCAUCCAAAACUUCUUCCUCAGUGCCCCUUACGGUCGCAACUGGAAUUUCCUCUGGAGUUCAAAUCACGCAAAGACCUGGCAGAUCGUCAUUCUCUGCAUUGUCUUCUUCGGUUUCGUCUGGGCCGGCUUCCUCUUCAUCCUCAGCCACCUCUCCAAAAAACACAGCUGGAUCCUCCCCGUGUUCGCCUGCGGUCUCGGCGCCCCCCGUUGGUGCCAGAUCUGGUGGGGUGUCUCCGGCAUCGGGUACUACCUCCCCUGGGUCGCAGGCGGGUACACGGGCGGCGCCCUGGCAUCCCGCAGCGUCUGGCUGUGGCUGGGCGUUCUCGACGCAAUCCAGGGCCUGGGCUUCGGUAUGAUCCUGCUACAGACCCUGACCCGCAUGCACAUGUGCUUCACCCUCAUCGUGUGCCAAGUGCUGGGAUCCAUCGCCACGAUCUGCGCCCGAGCCUUUGCGCCCAACAACGUCGGCCCGGGCCCUAUCUCGCCCGAUCCCACCUUUGGCGCGAGUGCCGUGGCGAACGCGUGGUUCUGGAUCGGCCUGAUCUUCCAGCUGCUCAUCUGUGCUGGGUUCCUUCUCUUCUUCCGCAGAGAACAACUCUCCAAGCCCUAA